AUGUCGCACAGUUGUGAACACGAACACACGCACGGUCACGGCGACCACGGUCACGAACACACGCCGCCAGCGGCCACGUACGCCACACAGUCGCUGUACCCGUACAUCGACACCACAAAGGUCCGUAUCCUGAACGGCUGUUCCGCGGGCCCCACCGACUCGGCACCCCUGCACAAGACCCUGUUGAAGCCACACUCGGAGCGGUUCGACACCACCCGCGCACUACAGAGCGACCAGGACGCACAGCUGAUCGUACACCUCCCAUUGCUUGGUCCCUGCAAGUUACAAUCCGUGAUUCUACGUUGUGCGCAGAGCGAGGAGGGGAGCACAGUGGGCUCGCCAAGAUGUGUCAAGCUACUCAAGGAUUGGAACAGACACUUGGAUUUCGAUACCGUGGGGCGCGCGCAGUGCCAAUGGCAGUUUGAACAACCGAACGUGGGUGUCCCCGCUGAAGUCAUCGCCUCCGCCGAUCUUGGCGAUGACUUCAUGGAGCACCACAUCCCCCGGAANAAGGGCAGCACUGUGUGCCAGCAGUCUGUGACGCUCUUCUUCGAGGACUGCUGGCCCCCGUCGACCCUCGCACGGGUCUACUACCUAGAGCUCCGCGGCGUGUUCCAAGGCGCACGCAGGACCGCGCAGCCGCUUGUCAUCGGGGGCGUGUACGAGUCGGCCCCGAACCCACUGGACCACCAGGCCGCGGCGUCUUCCGCGACGGGCGUCGACCUGUCCGCUGCCCAGCGGUGA
This is a messenger RNA of Huiozyma naganishii CBS 8797, 744 nucleotides long. RefSeq names its product PITH domain-containing protein. The coding region runs from base 1 to 744 and encodes 247 amino acids. The transcript has a single exon. NCBI's taxonomy places the organism in Eukaryota, Fungi, Ascomycota, Saccharomycetes, Saccharomycetales, Saccharomycetaceae. The record is from RefSeq and is a predicted model, not a curated record. Gene Ontology annotation, cellular component: nucleus.